AGAGGUUUAAGGACAAGCGGGCAGCUACGCCGCCGAGCUGGACGCGGGGGGCUGUGAAUUCCCGACGCCUGCCCCGGCUGCGCUGCGGAGCGGCGUUGGCUCUUCCCAGCCACAGGAGACCGGGCUCUGACCGAGUCUGGGUCGGGGGCAAGGAGGCCUUACUCCUUACGGGGAAUUCCUGCCAGUAAAACUGUGCCUAAUCUUACUUUCAGAAAGAAAAACUUUUCUAGUCCAGUUGAAAAGUUGUCGAAGUAGGAGUAAGUUACACAGCUGUUGGCUUUAACCGCGUGUUGGGUCAGUGUAAAGGGUCUAGAGCCCAGAGGCUGUAAAUGUGCCCAAGGUUUGCAGCAAGCAAAACCGCAAAAAAGAUGGUAGAAGAUGAAUUUUAAUGUCUUUGUUUUAUUAGAGAGACAACUUGAGGAAAUUCAAAUGAGGCACGCCACUGGCUCCCCCUGUGCUAUCACAUCUUGUAAAUACUUAAAAUGACUGCUGCACAUGAAGCUUUCUUUAAUUGCACAUUGUUCCCGUGGUUAGCAUCUGUAGUUAAAAUGCCCUGAAUGCUUUCAUUCUUCCACUAUUGGGGUAUAUCUGGAUCGAAGUUACACACUUUGACAACAUUUGUAUUGUUAAUUGGGCAGUCUUCCCCACUUGAAGUGGGUUAACUUUUUUUUUCCUCCUCCUCUUCACUAUGAAAACAAUCUUUACUAUUAAAUGCAUUUUUAAGUAUUUAGUAGGGGAAAGGGAAUAAAGAUGAGACAUACCUAUAUGACUUCACUGGUAAGGAGCUGCAUCCUCCUAAUUACUGUAAGAUGAGUUUGCCACCCGACAUGGUGUACUGCUUAACAACAACAAAAAAAUCUCUAAGUAAAUAAGACAAUACUUUCUGCACAUCUGCAUAUUAACUAUUGAUGUUAUCAAUUGGUUUUAUAAAUAAAACUUGGUUUAAUGACAUACUUGAUGCUAUAGCUAAGUGCAUUUUGCAAUGCAUUUUGUGAAUUAUUAGUAUUAUUGAAAUCACAGUUCAGUUUUGCUUUUGAAGUGUAACUGGCUGGUUAAAUAGAUUCGUGGUAGAAAAGCUACCUGCUUAAGUAAAACCAUGAGGCAUGAAAAGCUAUUUUAUUAGCUUUUGCAAGAGGCUUAUUCAAAUAUUUCAUCUCAUUGAUUGUCUUUUAAAGUUGGCUAGUCAAGAUGAAACUGAGCAAAGGCUAUAUGAUAGAAGUUGAAAUUUUAAAUACACUCAUGAGGCAUUUAGAAAAUGAGUAGAACUGACUGGCAUUGCUGUUAGCAAUGACAAGUGGAGAGAAUACAUGUUUGAGUCAUAUUAUUUUUAAUAGCAAAAUUUGUCACCCAGGUAUAAAUCAUCCGCCAAAAAGAUAGUAAUGUGCUGAUAUCAGCAGGCAAAUAUGCGAAAAAAAUGCUUCUGUAUAUUAAAUAGUUGUGUAACUAUGGACCAGACUCUAAUCAAAAGAUGCUAUUAAAAAAAAAUCAUUUUCCCUAGAGCAUUUUAUUAUUUUUUUUUAAUCUGGCUCUUCUGGAUACUGAUUAUGCAGAAAACAGGUUGGGGGCUGGGAAUGCAGAGGGGGAAGACUCAGCACAGCAAGUUUAAUCCCUAAAGAUUCUGCCCCUGAGGGGGAUCACUGUGACUAAGGCAGUCUGUGAGGCUUCUUUUGCCACGAGUCAUCGCUUUGUUCCAGACUUUCUGGUUUCUAUACUGCCGAAACCUGCAAAUUUUUUUGUAUGAACUCAGUUUUACUUAUUAAAUUGCUUUUCAUUAUCCACUUUGGCGUAGUGUAUUCUGUCUUGACUCUUCUAUAAAGGUCUCUAACCACAUUAAAUUCUGGGCUCUCCUUUUCAGUUCUGCUUGCUGUUGCUUGUCACUGUGCCACCUUUCUUCCCGUGGGGGAGGGUGAACAGUAGAGCAUGCAUGAGAUGCAAUACUAAGAAAUUCGAAGUUCUACCCAUGGAUGAUUGUAUUUUCUCCUCUAGAAGAAGUGGGCAAAGCAGUUAGGAACAGGAAACAACGAGUAUAGCAAUAGAGAUGGAUGAACAAGCCCUUUUAGGGCUAAACCCAAAUGCUGAUGCAGACUUCAGACAAAGAGCACUAGCCUACUUUGAGCAGCUCAAGAUAUCUCAGGAUGCUUGGCAAGUCUGUGCAGAAGCAUUAGCUCAGAGUAUAUACAGUGAUGAUCACAUCAAGUUCUUCUGCUUUCAAGUUCUGGAACAUCAAGUUAAGUUCAAAUACUCUGAACUUACUGAAGUCCAGCAGCAGCUAAUUAGGGAAACGCUCAUAACAUGGCUGCAAGCACAGAUGCUGAAUCCCCAGCCUGAGAAGACUUUUAUUCGCAACAAAGCAGCACAAGUCUUUGCAUUGCUUUUUGUUACUGAGUAUCUCACAAAAUGGCCCAAGUUUUUUUUUGACAUUCUGUCAGUAGUUGACCUUAAUCCACGAGGUGUGGAUAUGUACCUCAGAAUCCUGAUGGCUGUCGAUGCUGAGCUGGUGGACCGGGAUGUUGUUCAUACAUCAGAGGAGGCUCGUAGGAACACCUUAUUAAAAGAUACUAUGAGGGAACAGUGCAUUCCAAGUUUGGUGGAAUCGUGGUACCAAAUCUUACAAAAUUAUCAAUAUAAUAACUCAGAGUUGACAUGCCAGUGCCUUGAAGUAGUUGGAGCUUAUGUAUCCUGGAUAGAUUUGAGCCUGAUAGCCAAUGAAAGGUUUAUAAAUAUGCUGCUAGGUCACAUGUCUGUGGAAGUUCUCCGGGAAGAAGCCUGUGAUUGUUUGUUUGAAAUUGUAAAUAAGGGAAUGGACCCAAUUGAUAAAACAAAAUUGGUUGAGUCUUUAUGUCAAGUGUUGCAGUCUGCUGGCCUCUUCAGUAUUGAUCAGGAAGAUGAUGUGGAUUUUCUGGCCAGAUUUUCUAAGCUGGUCAAUGGGAUGGGGCAAGCAUUAAUAGCUAGUUGGACUAAACUGAUAAAAAAUGGUGAUAUGAAGAGUGCUCAAGACACUCUGCAAGCUAUUGAAGCAAAAGUGGCCCUAAUGUUGCAACUUCUAAUUCAUGAAGAUGAUGACAUCUCUUCUAACAUCAUUGGCUUUUGUUACGACUACCUUCACAUCCUGAAACAACUUUCUGCACUUUCAGACCAACAAAAAGCUAAUGUAGAGGCAAUCAUGUUGGCUGUUAUGAAGAAGUUGACAUACGAUGAAGAAUAUAAUUUUGAAAAUGAGGGUGAAGAUGAAGCAAUGUUUGUGGAGUACAGAAAACAGUUGAAACUGUUGCUGGACAGGCUUGCUCAGGUUUCACCAGAAUUACUGUUGGCAUCUGUCCGCAGAGUUUUUAACACUACGCUUCAGAACUGGCAGACUACACGAUUUAUGGAAGUGGAAGUAGCAAUAAGGCUGCUGUAUAUGUUGGCUGAGGCUCUUCCUGUAUCUCACGGUGCUCACUUCUCUGGUGAUGUUACUAAAGCUACAGCUUUACAAGACAUGAUGAGAACGCUGGUGACUUCUGGUGUUAGUGCCUAUCAACACACAUCAGUGACCCUGGAAUUUUUUGAAACAGUGGUUAGAUAUGAAAAAUUCUUUGCUGUUGAACCUCAGCACAUUCCAACUGUACUAAUGGCAUUUUUAGAUCACCGUGGUCUUCGUCAUACCAGUCCCAAAGUACGAAGUCGAACAGCUUACCUCUUUUCCAGAUUUGUCAAGUCUCUUAAUAAGCAAAUGAAUCCCUUUAUUGAAGAUGUUCUGAACAGAAUACAAGACCUGAUGGAACUUUCUCCUCCUGAAAAUGGCUACCAGGCACUGUUAAGCAGUGAUGAUCAACUUUUCAUUUAUGAAACAGCUGGAGUGUUAAUAGUUAACAGCGAAUACUCUGCAGAAAGAAAACAGGUUCUGAUGAGGAAUUUGUUGACUCCGCUGAUGGAGAAGUUCAAAGUAUUGUUAGAAAAACUGAUGAUGGCACAAGAUGAGGACAGACAGAUGGCACUGGCUGACUGCCUCAAUCAUGCUGUUGGGUUUGCUAGCCGAACCAGCAAGGCUUUCAGCAAUAAGCAAACUGUAAAACAGUGUGGAUGCUCAGAGGUUUAUCUGGACUGCUUACAAACAUUUCUGCCAGCUCUCAGUUGUCCAUUACAAAAGGAAGUUCUGAGAAGUGGUGUCCGCACUUUCCUUCACCGCAUGAUUAUUUGCCUAGAGGAAGAAGUUCUUCCAUUCAUUCCUUCUGCCUCUGAACACAUGCUUAAAGAUUGUGAAGCAAAAGAUCUUCAAGAAUUCAUUCCUCUUAUAAACCAAAUAACAGCUAAGUUUAAGACACAGGUUUCACCUUUUCUGCAACAGAUGUUUAUGCCACUACUUCAUGCUAUUUUUGAGGUGUUGCUCCUUCCAGCAGAAGAAAAUGACCAGUCUGCUGCUUUAGAAAAACAAAUGUUACGGAGGAGUUACUUUGCUUUUCUGCAGACAGUAACUGGCAGUGGAAUGAGUGAAGUCAUAGCUAAUCAAGGUGCAGAGAAUGUGGAACGUGUGUUGUUCACUGUCAUUCAAGGAGCAGUGGAUUACCCAGAUCCUAUUGCACAGAAGACUUGUUUUAUUAUUCUUUCUAAGUUGGUGGAGCUUUGGGGAGGUAAAGAUGGACCAGUAGGUUUUGCAGACUUUGUCUACAAGCACAUUGUUCCUGCAUGUUUCUUAGCACCUUUGAAGCAAACAUUUGAUUUAGCAGAUGCCCAGACAGUACUGGCUUUAUCAGAAUGUGCAGUGACGUUAAAAACAAUUCAUCUCAAAAGGGGUCCUGAGUGCAUUCAGUAUCUUCAGCAAGAGUAUUUGCCUUCUCUGCAAGUAGCUCCUGAGAUAAUCCAGGAGUUCUGUCAAGCACUUCAGCAGCCUGAUGCUAAAGUUUUUAAAAAUUACUUAAAGGUAUUUUUCCAGCGAGCCAAGCCCUAAGGAAAGUACUGGAAUCUCAUGUACCUGUUUCCAUAAAGCAGAACUCUGGUUGUUAAUUUAUAAAAAACGCUAACUCUUGUGCCAUUCAAACUGGUUUUGUUUUUAAGAAAUGUUGCUUUGUGCUCACAUCAGUAUGUACUUUAACCUUCUGCAAAAAAGAAAUGCAAAUUCCCCACCUGUGUCUCAGACAUGAAGGUAUGUGACAACAUGAAAAAUUAUCUGUAUACACAAACUUUUAUUAUGUAUAGGAUGAUUUAAGCUUACACUGUAACACAUACAGCAAUGAAAUUACACUUAUUUUUUAAAUUAAAUGAAUUAAAUGUAAAAAUACCUUCAGACCAUAGCAAUGGUUAUUAAAAUGUGUACAUUUUUGAUACGGAGUAAAAUGUUUUAAUAAGACAUAAAAUUCAUUUGUUCCUGUAUGGUGACAUGAAAAUAAAACAAUCAAAGUCCUUCUUGUAGAUAGUCAUUUUAUUGAAGUUGUCUUAAUGAUAAAAUAUAUAUAUACCUCCUAUAAAACAGAUUGGUGUAAUAAAUGAUUUCAUUUAAAAGUA
Corvus hawaiiensis (hawaiian crow) is the source of this 5481-nucleotide messenger RNA. RefSeq names its product exportin for tRNA (gene XPOT). The record is from RefSeq and is a predicted model, not a curated record. The transcript is spliced from 25 exons. Lineage: Eukaryota; Metazoa; Chordata; Aves; Passeriformes; Corvidae. Gene Ontology annotation, molecular function: tRNA binding; small GTPase binding. Gene Ontology annotation, biological process: tRNA re-export from nucleus; intracellular protein transport. Gene Ontology annotation, cellular component: cytoplasm; nuclear pore; nuclear matrix. Bases 2039 to 4927 code for a protein of 962 amino acids.